CACUUUUUUUCUAUGUAAUGAUAUUUUAUACCAUGGGGAAAGAAAGUGUGAAUGUGAUGCAUCCUUUUGCUAUAAGACAGAGCAACUCAGAGGGGUUUAUGGCUUUAUGCUGACCUGAGAUCGCACUCUUUUUGCUCUCUUCACCUGCAAAAAUCAAAUCUCUGGAUUCAACUACUACCGAUGGACAAAGAAGCCGGUUGCUGCUCCACCCACCUCAUAGAAGGAGAUGGCACUUUUAAUGGUGAAGGACUUGAUAAUUUUAUCAAAGAAGUAAAACUGGCUGAAUGUGGACUUUCUUAUGCUGUUGUUGCCAUCAUGGGUCCUCAAAGCAGUGGGAAGAGCACACUUCUGAAUAAUCUUUUUCACACAAACUUCAGGGAAAUGGAUGCUUAUAGGGGAAGGUCUCAAACCACCAAAGGUAUUUGGAUGGCAAGAUGUGUUGGCAUUGAACCUUGCACCAUAGUAAUGGAUCUUGAAGGUACUGAUGGAAGAGAGCGAGGAGAGGAUGAUACUGCAUUUGAAAAGCAGAGUGCACUUUUUGCCCUUGCUGUUUCAGAUAUAGUGCUUAUCAACAUGUGGUGUCAUGAUAUUGGGCGUGAACAGGCUGCUAACAAGCCACUUCUAAAAACUGUAUUCCAGGUUAUGUUGCGACUAUUUAGUCCACGUAAAACAACUUUGAUGUUUGUUAUUCGUGAUAAAACAAGGACCCCCCUUGAAAACUUAGAACCUGUCUUGAGGGAAGAUAUCCAGAAGAUUUGGGAUUCUGUCCCUAAGCCAGAAGCCCACAAACAGACUCCAUUGAGUGACUUUUUUAAUGUAGAAGUUGUUGCACUUUCUAGUUUUGAAGAGAAAGAAGAACAAUUUAAGGAGCAGGUGGCUAGUUUGAGGCAAAGAUUCUUCCAUUCUAUAGCACCUAAUGGCUUAGCUGGCGAUAGGAGGGGGGUAGUUCCUGCUUCAGGUUUUUCCUUUAGUGCCCAACAAAUUUGGGAAGUUAUUAAGGAAAACAAAGACCUUGACUUACCUGCCCACAAGGUGAUGGUUGCCACUGUAAGAUGUGAAGAAAUUGCUAAUGAGAAGUACUCUUUCUUUGUAACAAACGAGGACUGGUGUGACUUAAAAGAUGCUGUACAAUCUCAUUUAGUCCCAGGCUUUGGAAACAAGCUUAGUUCAAUGAUUGAGGCUUCUUUAUCUAGUUAUGAUGAAGAAGCGACUUACUUUGAAGAUGGUGUUAGAUCUGCCAAACGAAAGCAGUUGGAAGAGAAAUUGAUUCAACUUGUUCAACCGACAUAUCAAUUGAUGCUGGAACACAUACAAUUAGAGACACUCAAUAAAUUCAAAAAAGCACUUGAAGAUGCUUUAAAUGGAGGACAAGGGUUUGCAAAAGCUGCUUGGAAUUGCACCGAAUCAUUCAUGACACUCUUUGAUGAACAAUGCAAAGAUGUGGCUAUCAAACAAGCUGUUUGGGAUUCGGCUAAAGUAAGGGAUAAAUUUUCAUGUGAGAUAGAUUCACAUAUUGCUGAAGUUCAAACAGCCAAACUAGCUGAACUUAAUGCACUAUAUGAGUCAAAGUUGAAAGUGGCAUUGGAAGGACCAGUUGCAGCCCUACUAGAAGGAGGUGGUGAUGACACCUGGCUCGCAAUAAGGAAACUUUUUCAUCAAGAAACCAAAACAACCAUCUCUGACUUUUCUGAUGCACUUUCUGGUUUUGAAAUGGACAAAAAAGCCAAUGAAGAAAUGAUUUCAAAUUUAGAAAUUUUUGCUAGAGGAAUAGUCGAAGGGAAAACAAAAGAAGAAGCAGGGAAAGCUUUGUAUCGCAUGAAAGAGAGAUUUACUUCUCUAUUUAACCAUGAUGCUGAUUCAAUGCCACGUGUCUGGACCGGAAAGGAAGAUAUACGCGCAAUUACCAAAAUAGCCCGGUCUUCUUCUUUAAAGUUGCUGUCUGUAUUGGCUGCAAGUCGUUUGGAUGUAGAUGGUGAUAAGAUUGGGGACACAUUAGUCCUUGCGUUAGUGGAUCACAAAAAAGACAAGAAUACCCCCAUGCAGGACCCAUUGGUCUCCAGCACAUGGGAAGAGGUUCCAGCAACAAACACACUCAUAACUCCUGUUCAGUGUAAAUCAUUAUGGAGCCAAUUUCAAAGAGAGACAGAGUAUACUAUUACUCAAGCCAUUGCUUCCCAGGAAGCUAAUAAGCGAAAUAACAAUAUGUUACCACCUCCAUGGGCAAUAGCUGCUAUGUUCAUCCUAGGAUUUAACGAAUUUAUGACACUUUUAAGGAAUCCAUUAUGGCUGCUUGUUAUUUUUGUGGGUUAUCUUCUUUUCAAAGCAUUGUGGGUCCAACUAGACAUAUCUGGUGAAUUUAGCAAUGGCAUGCUUCCAGGAAUUCUGUCUUUAUCCACCAAGUUUCUUCCUACAGUCACAAAUCUGCUUAGAAAACUAGCCGAAGAGGGGCAAAAGCCUGUUGUAACCCAGCCACAGGUAUUAGGGUCAAAUUUUCAAGGGGUAGUUUCGUCAUCUGGCUCAUCUGGUGUAACCAUGGAAAAUGGAAAUGGAACCGAGUACACUAGUCCCACCACACAUGUCAAAGAGCAAUAGAUCCAUUCAUUUGAUUUUGAUCACACACUUGUACACAUGCAAAACUCGUUUAUUUACACAUAUAUAUCAUUUUAUGGAUUUUUUAAUAUAUGCUCGAGGAGGGAUAAAUUUUAUAUCAGGUGUCGUGUAUUUUGAUCAUGGGACGUUACUUUUUGUAGUCACAUGUUCAGCUCUUUGUUUGUAUAUUGUAUUUGUGGGUAUGCCUGAAAAGAGACAUUUUUGAUAUUUUUUGUGUCUGUAUUUUAACAAGCUAUAUUUGUAUCUAUAGUACCA
Molecule: messenger RNA, 2865 nt
Organism: Lactuca virosa
Lineage: Eukaryota; Viridiplantae; Streptophyta; Magnoliopsida; Asterales; Asteraceae
Source: the annotation of a GenBank genome assembly